GAGUCUCAUCUCGGGAGGAGGAGGACGAGGAGGAGGUCCAGGUCAAUCUGGGGCUGGGAUCCCCCCAGGAGUGGCACCCACCCAGGCGCCCCCAAAACUGGGAAGGAGGGGCGCGCACGCAGCCAUUCCUUGCGCUCUCUCUGCCUUUGCGCGCAGCAGCGAUUGCUUGGAGAAAGAAAGCCGGACUUUGCUUCCCUUCUUCCUUCCUCUCUGCGCUUGGCUUCUUCUUUUCCAGAAGGGAGGAAAAUCCAAAAAGGUCUUUCCUCCCCAAUUGCGGGAGGCAGGCGAAGCUCUUUCCAACCAGACCCUCUUUCUUCCUUCUGUUUCCCAAGAUGCUGGUGGCUUCAAGAGCUCUGUAAGUGGCAAGAAGUGGGAACGCGUCGCCUGUUUCUUCCCCUUUGUUUUUGGGUUAUUUUUUUUGCGGAACAGGGGUUGAUAUAUAUUUUAAAUAAUCUCCCUUUCGUGGGGAUUCGAUGGAGAUGAACUUGGGGGCUUUGGGACCCGCUUGGUGUGGAAUACCGAUGUGAAAAAGGUACGGGCGAAGAAGCAAGCGCAUUCCGGGCUAAGGAGGAGAAGGGACCCGCAAAGAUGUCUUUGGCUACCUUAUAUUUCCUGCUGCCCUUAAUGGAGGUCCUCCUGUCUGGGGAAGUGAGCGGCCUGCUUGGCGGAGGGGAUCGCCUGGACUGUGUGAGAGCCAGCGACCAGUGUCUCAGGGAGCAGAGCUGCAGUGCAAAAUUCAGGACACUGAGGCAGUGCGUGGCCGGCAAAGAGAGCAACUUCAGCCGGGCGACAGGCCUGGAGGCGAAGGACGAGUGCAAAAGCGCCACCGAGGCUCUGAAGCAGAAAUCUCUUUACAAUUGCCGCUGCAAGAGAGGCAUGAAGAAGGAGAAGAACUGCCUGCGUAUUUACUGGAGCAUGUACCAAAGCUUACAGGGAAAUGAUUUACUUGAAGAGUCACCUUAUGAACCAGUUAACAGCAGAUUAUCAGACAUAUUCAGGCUAGCACCAAUUGUAUCAGCAGAGCCGGCCAUUUCAAAAGGGAACAAUUGUUUGGAUGCAGCGAAAGCCUGUAACCUAAAUGAUACUUGCAAGAAAUUCCGAUCGGCUUAUAUAACUCCUUGUACCAGCAGUGUGUCUAAUGAAAUCUGCAAUAAGCGGAAGUGUCACAAGGCCCUGAGGCAGUUUUUCGACAAAGUCCCCCCGAAGCACAGUUACGGGAUGCUCUUCUGCUCCUGCCGAGAUGUUGCGUGUACAGAAAGGAGGCGGCAGACCAUUGUUCCGGCGUGUUCAUAUGAGGACAGGGAGAAACCAAACUGCCUGAAUUUACAAGAUACUUGCAAGACGAAUUACAUCUGCAGAUCUCGCCUCGCAGAUUUUUUCACAAACUGCCAACCUGAGCCACGGUCUAUUAGCAGCUGUCUGAAGGAAAACUAUGCUGACUGCCUCCUUGCUUAUUCCGGGCUUAUUGGUACUGUUAUGACACCCAAUUAUUUAAACUACAACAGUCUCAGUGUUGCUCCAUGGUGUGAUUGCAGCAACAGUGGCAAUGAUCUAGAAGAAUGCCUGAAAUUUCUGAACUUCUUCCAGGAUAAUAUAUGCCUUAAAAAUGCAAUUCAGGCCUUUGGCAAUGGUACAGAUGUGAAUGUGUGGCAGCCAUUCCUACCUGUCCAGACAACCACAGCUUUAACUACAACAGCUUACAGAUCGAAAUCACUGGGAUCCGAGAAGAGCAACAAUGAAAUACCUACCAACAAUGACUUACCAGCAUGUGCCAAUCUCAAGGUACCAAAGCAGAGCUUCAAUGAAUCUGUAGUGACAGAACUUUGUGUGACUGGGAACGCAAUUGGGAAAGAAAGUGUGGCAAGAGGCUCCACCAGUCACAUAUCCGCCGACAAUUCGUCUCCUCUUCAGAUCAGCUUCAGGCCAAGCACACUUUCCAUGCUGACGGCAAUUGCACUCUCAUUCUCCUUGCUGCCACGUUCAGCAGAAUCCUUGUAUCUGCUUUAACAAAGGACCUGUACAAAGCAAAAAGAAAACGGAAAUGGAUCUGUUCCCUAUCCUUCUCUGUUGUUGAUCUAAGAUUACAGUUCUAGAAGUUGAGGCACUCUGAAUUUUAAAAAAAUCGUUCCGGAUCAUCUUCAUUAUCCUCAUGGGCAUAUUGUAUUGUUAUUAUGAUUGUUAUUAAUUUCUUACUUUUAAAGGAAGCUUCUUGUGAUACUUAGAAGCUUUAUGAAAUACUUGAUGCAGUACUACAUUCCAAACCCAGAAGGCUUUUGGACAUGGCCGUGUUUUAAAAGAGAUGGAAUGUCAAUUUGCAUGUAUAACAUCCAGGUUUGAUUCCUUUGUUUCCUCCUUCAUUUUCCUUUCCCUUGCUAUUACAGUUGUACCCAAAUAUAAUAAGGCCAUUUUUUUCUUAUUUCUGGACUCUGAGGUACAAUCCAUUGGGAAUUUCUCCAAUCCUGUCUGUACAUCAGUAUUAUAGUUCUUUUGUACUACUUGUAAGUAGAGCAGAGGUUCAUCUUGGCCAGAUUCAGUGCCCAAAUGAUGACGUCUGGUGAGUGUAAAAGUAUUGCUAGAGCAGAAUGGGAACCUGUUGUUUCCUGGGAGAUUUUAGGGCACAUUCUAGAUAUAGGUGAGAGAUAGGCAGAUAGCAAAAGUCUGGGGUUCCCUAGUUUGCACUGUGUAAUCCACACCAUGUGCAUGUACAUCUCUAGCAUAUACGAGAGAUUUUAUAGAGAAGGGAGGCCUUCAGUGAAGAACUUCAAGGUGAAUUUUGGCCUUGAUUAUUUCAUUAUCAUUAUUUUUCUGUUAUUUACGUUUUGAAAUAACAAAGGAUCAGGCUGUUGACACAUGAUGAAUGUCUUCCCAGAGAGUGAAAUUCAUGUUUAUAGAUGGUUACCAACGUUUUCAUGUUUUAGCAUUCUCUUCCAUGUUUAUAAAUGUAUGUGGUUUUGCAGUCCUUGCUGAGAAGCCAUUGCAAGUCAUAUACCAGUAUAAUACACAUAUUUUCUUCAAAGAGUUCUGCAGAAAUAGAGAGUGAUAUUAAACUUUCUAACUCUACUUUUAUUUUUCUGAUUAUCCUAAUUUAGCCUUAAGAAGAGGUAAAAGAAUAAUCCUAUAUUAACAAGAAGCAACUGUUGUGAAUAUUUCAGUAACCUAAAAUUCUUUUAUCUUUCUGGGGAUAUAUUUAAAGAAAUAGAAACUUGUUUUUGUUAAAGGAUGUUGAUGAUACAAUUGCUGGUCUUCUUUAUUGUAAUUAUACAGUUUAGUUAUUUUACUGUUUGUUGAAUAAAAAUGACCUGAAUCUUAA
Molecule: messenger RNA, 3310 nt
Organism: Anolis carolinensis (green anole)
Lineage: Eukaryota; Metazoa; Chordata; Lepidosauria; Squamata; Anolidae
Gene: gfra1
Product: GDNF family receptor alpha 1
Exons: 9
Coding region: 589-2007 (472 amino acids)
Biological process (GO): nervous system development
Cellular component (GO): external side of plasma membrane; signaling receptor complex
Molecular function (GO): signaling receptor activity
Source: RefSeq, a predicted model, not a curated record